Molecule: messenger RNA, 2413 nt
Organism: Dipodomys ordii (Ord's kangaroo rat)
Lineage: Eukaryota; Metazoa; Chordata; Mammalia; Rodentia; Heteromyidae
Gene: Lrriq4
Product: leucine-rich repeats and IQ motif containing 4
Exons: 6
Coding region: 397-2277 (626 amino acids)
Molecular function (GO): protein binding
Source: RefSeq, a predicted model, not a curated record
CUGGAGGCUGGCUGCAGACGUCGUUACGGAAAGAGUGUGUGUGUGGGAGGGGGCGAUCAGGGAUAGAUCCAUGUGGUUCCACACAAAUACUUCUGCAAAGUAUUCUCUACGUCGAGGAACUUAUAUUGUACGAAUGAAGUAGAUCUUGUUCGGCUGGAAUGAACCUGAUCGUUUUCUUAACAACAAACCCCAAACUCUUAAAAGCAAUAACAACAAACUAUAAAGGCCUCGGGUGGCUGAGAUCUGGAGGGUAGGGUUGGAAGCCAAGCUAGGCAGAAGUGUCUGAAAGACUCCCGGUCUCUAGAUAACCAGCAAUAGCUGGAAGCCUGGCCCAAGUGGUACAGUGCCAGCCACGAGCGAGCCCGUCCGGAGAGCAGGAGACCCUCCACGCAAGCCAUGGAACGGCCACACACAAAAGAAAUAGAUUCUAAUGAGGUAAAGGGCGAAAGACAACUGGGAUCACAGAGCCCACGGUCAUCUUCUCACUUGGAACCAGUGUCCACGACGACCUUUCAGAUUUUUUCUGGAAUAUUUCAACAUCCCUUCGAAAUCAUGUCCAAGGACAGGCUCCCGCCGGAAGGCCUUCCCCUGAGAGCACCCCCGACGGGCGAGGAGGCGCAGAUCACCGACAGGACGUUCUUCCUGGACGCCUCCCGGCAGGGCCUGACGCGCAUCCCCUCGGAGAUCCUGGCGCUGGGGGAACUGGAGGAGAUCCACUUGGAAGGCAACCAGAUAGAGGAGAUCCCCGCCGACAUCCAGCGCCUCAAGAACGUCAGGGUCCUUUACCUGAACAACAACCAGGUGCGGAGCCUGUGUCCGGAGCUGGGGAGGCUGAGCAGCCUGGAGGGCCUGGACCUGAGCUCCAACCCGCUGCUCCCGGCCUCCCUGGGCGUGCUGUCCUGGUUGCGCGCCCUGCGCGAGCUGCGCCUCUACCACACCGACAUCCGGGAGGUCCCUGUGCCCCUCUGCAAAGCCCUCCAUCACCUCGAGCUCUUCGGGCUGUCGGGCAACCACUUGGAAUCCCUGCCGAAGGAAAUCGUGAACCAGACCAAGCUGAGGGAGAUCUACCUGAAGCAAAACCAGUUCAAGGUCUUUCCCCCGGAGCUGUGUGCGCUCCACAACCUGGAGAUCAUCGACCUGGACGAGAACCAGCUCACGGCGCUCCCGGACGAGGUGGGCCACCUGCGGCGCCUGCACAAGCUCUACCUGGCCUACAACCACCUGUGCAGCCUGCCCGAGUCGCUGCACCUGUGCGGCCGCAUGGCCGUGCUCGACCUGUCCCACAACCUCCUCCACUCCCUCCCGCACAACCUGGAGGAGCUGGUUGAGAUGACCGAGGUGGGCUUGAGCGGGAACCGGCUGGAGAAGCUGCCCCGCCAGGUGUGCCGGUGGCCAGCGCUGCACCUGCUCUACGUGCAUGGCGCGGGGCUGCGCUCGCUGCGCUGCUCCAUCCGCAGGCUGACCAACCUCUGCUUCCUCGACCUCAGCCAGAACCACCUGGACCACCUGCCCGCACAGCUCUGCUCGCUCAGGAACCUGGAGAUCCUGGCCCUGGACGACAACAACCUCCUCCAGUUACCUCCUGAGUUGGGCUUGCUUUCAAAACUGAAGAUACUUGGACUCACAGGAAAUGAGUUUGUCUCCUUUCCAGAGGAAGUGUUUUCUCUCGUGUCUCUAGAGAAAUUAUACAUCGGGCAAGACCAGGGAACCAAGUUCACUUAUUUGCCAGAACAGGUUGGAAAACUGCAGAGUCUUAAAGAGCUGCACAUAGAGAACAAUUGCCUCGAGUACCUUCCCAUAUCUUUGGGGUCAUUGCCUCAUCUAGAAGUUCUUGACUGCCGGCACAAUUUGCUUAAACAGAUCCCAGAUAGCCUUUGCCAAGCACAAGAUUUGAAAGAGCUGCUGCUAGAGGACAACUUGCUCACAGAGAUUCCAGAAAACUUAGAUCAACUAGUGAAUCUUCAGGUUCUGACCCUGAUGGACAACCCCAUGGAAGACCCACCGCAGGAUGUUUGUGCCGGAGGCAUCCAGAGCAUCUGGAAGUACCUGAAGGAGAAGAAAGCCAAGAAACUAAGGGCAAUAAGGAUUCAAGCGUGGUGGCGUGGGGUCAUGGUGAUUAGAGGCCUAGGGAAAUUUGAAGACCUAGUAAAAGGACGAAAGAAAGGAAAGUCCUCUCCAAAAGAUAAAAAAGAUAAAAAAGCAGCAGCUGCCGCCGCCGCAGCAGAAGCAGCAAAGAAACCUGGAAAAGGGAAGCCCGGAAAGGGAAAUAAGAAAUAAUACCGUAAAUCAAUGAGUUAAGGGUGUUAACCCGAAUGGAUGUUGAAGCCACAAUGUGAAGCGUUCAAUGCCAGCCACACACACAAUUAUCUGUCAAUUUAUAGCUACUUGUAAUAAUAAAAGAUUCUUCUUUUUA